CUUGUUAUGCACUCAGCGGCAGCGACAACUCAAGUGUUUUAAGGGCCUUGUCAAGAUGCACGUGCUGCUUCUUAAAGAGCCUAGAGAUGGAGAGUCUGGACCUGAUCCUUACAUAAAGCUUUUCCAACCAGAAAAGCAUGGAGGUCUCAUAUUUACCAGUCCGAGAGCAGUGGAGGCUGUGAAGAUGUGCUUAGAAGCAGACGAGAGAAGGGAAGAAUGGAACAGCUCCGUGAAAGACAAAUGGAACAGCAAGUCCAUCUAUGUGGUUGGGAAGGCAACUGCUGCAGCAGUACGGAAUCUGGGUCUGAACCCUUUGGGCGAGGACACAGGAACAGCAGAUGUCCUAUCAUCUCUUAUCAUUGAACGAGAGGACACAAAUAUUCCACCACUUUUUUUCCCCUGUGGCUCAAUCAAAAGAGAAGUCUUGCCCACGGCUUUAAGGGGAAAUGGAGUGCCCCUCGAGACGCUGACUGUCUAUCAAACAGCUGAGCAUCCAGAUCUCGAGAAAAAUCUAAAUAACUAUUUCACAGAGCAGGGCACUCCGGCCAGCAUAGCCUUCUUCAGUCCAUCGGGAGUGAAGUUUUGCCUCGAAGUGGUACGGAGGCUGUCGGUUUGCAGCCAUAGGGCCUACGACACAAGACGCUAUGACAGCAGAAGAUAUGGAUUCAUUAAGCCAGUGAACUGGGAGGAGGUCCAGUUUGAAGAUUCAGACGCCUCUUUUAACGAUGACUUCCUGGGCGACUUUCAAGACAUCAUCCAGGAAGGAAGCUCACAUCACUCAAGAGAUGCUCCUGACGACCACAACAGUCUAACAGAGAGCCAAGAGUAUAUUUCAGCUCUUAAAGAGUUUCAGAGGGUCUCUGGUCUGCCUGCAACAGGUGUGUUUGAUGAAGCCACCCAGGUGGCAAUGAACAAACCCAGGUGUGGAGUCCCCGACAAGGAGAUGGACCUGGACGCCCCUGUAGCACCUGAGAACAGUAGCGCCUUAGAUACUGAAAGCAGUGAUAGUGACACUUUUAACAAGACUGACAGCAACAACACAUUAGGUAAUAUAAUCGGCGACACUUCUGCUAACCCCUUUGAAGAUUACAUAUUCAAUGUGAAUGACACAGAAAGUGAUCUCACAGGCAUUUCCAACGACACCAGCAUGAAUUACACAGCAGACUUUAACUUAUACGAUCACAUUUUGAAUAACACUUCUCUGAACAGCUCACACAAUAUCAACAUGGACGGUCAAAUGGUAAAUGUCAGCGCGAACGCCCGUCAGAGCAAAGCAGUGCGACACAGGAAACGUCACCUGGCCUCUCUCGUGUCCAGAAGCAGACACAGGAGAGAUCUGAGUGAAACCGGGUACAUGGCCUUCACUAAGAGGGUGUUGAAGUGGAGGCUGAUAGGAGAAGGAUACAGCAGUCAGCUGACCAUCGAAGAGCAGAGGUAUAUCUUCAGACUGGCCUUCAGGAUGUGGAGCGAGGUGUCUCCGCUGGAGUUUGUGGAGAACACUCGUUCCCCACUGGAGGAUAUUGAUAUCAGGCUGGGCUUUGGAACAGGAAGGCAUCUGGGUUGCAACCAGAGGUUUGACGGCACUGGUCAAGAAUUUGCCCACGCCUGGUUCCUUGGUGAUAUCCACUUUGAUGACGACGAACAUUUCACCGCUCCCAAUGCUGGCAGUGGGAUCAGUCUACUCAAAGUAGCAGUUCAUGAGAUCGGCCAUGUGCUGGGUCUCCCCCACAUCUACAGAGCUGGCUCCAUAAUGCAGCCCAGCUAUCUGCCCCAGGAGUCAGGCUUUGAGGUGGACUGGAUGGACAGGAAGGCCAUACAGCACCUCUAUGGAGGCUGUAAGGGUCGAUUCAACACAGCAUUUGACUGGAUCAGAAAGGAGAAGACGCCCUACGGGGAGGUGGUCAUCCGCUUUAACACCUAUUUCCUGAGAGGCGGCUGGUACUGGCUGUAUGAGAACAGGAACAACAGAACACGCUUUGGAGAUCCAGUGUCACUUCAGACUGGCUGGCGUGGAAUUCCCACGGACGGAGUGGAUGCGUUUGUGCAUGUGUGGUCCAGAAAAAAGGAUGCUGUUUACUUCUUUAAAGGUGCUCGGUUCUGGAGGUAUGACAAUGAGAACGACCAGGCGUUCAGACAGGACCCUGAAGGUCACCGCUAUCCGAGGUUAAUCUCUGAGGGUUUCCCAGGAGUGUUCGGUCCCAUCGACACGGCCUACUAUGACAGGAGGGACUCUCGCAUCUACUUCUUCAAAAACAGUCUUGUGUAUGCAUUCGACGUGGAAGCCAACAGCUUGGCAAGAGGCUUCCCCAAAAACAUCAGAGAUGUUUUCCCUCCAGUGGUGAGCGGAGACCAUCCAGAUGGCAACAUUGAUGCAUCGUACUUCUCCUACACCCACAAUGCCGUCUUCCUCCUCAAGGGCGCGCGCUUCUGGCAGGUGUUGGGAAGCCGCGAUCGCUGGCGCCGGCCCUUUCUGCCACGAAAUGGCCUGCUGCCACACAAGGAGGUGGAUCAGCACUGGUUCGACAUCUGCAACGUUCAUCCCACUGCACUCAAACUCACCCGCUGAGUUUGCCGAAGCAGAGAUUCAUUAGAACCUACUGAUGUGUGCUGAUGUGGACUACUGAUUCACCUGUUGUGGUAUGUAUACAUGUUGUCAUAUGCGUAAGUAGACAGGUUCUACUUUAAAAA
Molecule: messenger RNA, 2688 nt
Organism: Anoplopoma fimbria (sablefish)
Lineage: Eukaryota; Metazoa; Chordata; Actinopteri; Perciformes; Anoplopomatidae
Gene: mmp21
Product: matrix metallopeptidase 21
Exons: 15
Coding region: 56-2566 (836 amino acids)
Biological process (GO): tetrapyrrole biosynthetic process; collagen catabolic process; extracellular matrix organization
Cellular component (GO): extracellular matrix
Molecular function (GO): uroporphyrinogen-III synthase activity; zinc ion binding; metalloendopeptidase activity
Source: RefSeq, a predicted model, not a curated record